Messenger RNA from Salpingoeca rosetta, 387 nucleotides. RefSeq lists its product as uncharacterized. The transcript has a single exon. Lineage: Eukaryota; Choanoflagellata; Craspedida; Salpingoecidae. Bases 1 to 387 code for a protein of 128 amino acids. The record is from RefSeq and is a predicted model, not a curated record.
AUGGUUGCGCCACCCAUGGUGUGGUUUCCUGUCCUUCAAUCAUCUUUGUCUAUGCUUGUGUAUCCAUGUGAGCCUCGAUUGUCACGCGUGUGCAUGCUAGCUGCACUCUUGUUGCGCGACUAUCAUCGUCCACGUGAAAUUGGGGUUCUUUGCUGUUGCGUCUUUCGUGCCUGGUGGUUUGUCCUUGGCAAUGUGUUGUUCUCUUGCCACUGUGUUGCUGGUGUUGAGUCAUGGUACAGCACGAGUCGUGUUGUUGUGUGCCGUUCUUCGUGCGCUUGGGCCAGCUCUGUGCUGCCACACCGGCCUGUACGUGUGUGGUGUUUUGUGUCGUUUUGGUUUGGUUUGUGCUUCUUGUCUCGAGUUUGUCACAGAUAUAAUCAAGGGUAA